Messenger RNA from Thlaspi arvense, 1122 nucleotides. NCBI's taxonomy places the organism in Eukaryota, Viridiplantae, Streptophyta, Magnoliopsida, Brassicales, Brassicaceae. The record is from the annotation of a GenBank genome assembly.
AUGUCUGGGUCAUCUUCUUCUAUCUCGUUAUCUUGGGAAGAUAGAGAAAGAGAGAGAGAAUCAUCUAUGGCUAGUGCUAAGAACAAGGGAAAAUCCAUCAGGAGUCUAAGUUACAACGAAGGAGAGAAAAUGGAUGAGAUGGAGUUGGAGGAGGAGCUCCGAUUUAGUAGCGGCAAGAGUAAAGAUUCGGGUUCUGGAUCCGACAUUUGGAAGCCGUUUCUCGGAGAAGCUUCCUCGACGUCCCAGAGAAGCCUUAGAAAGACAAGGACCCUUGACCGGCACAGUCCUUAUCUCUUAUCCCCCUCUUAUGCGACUCCUCCUGAUCAGCCGCCAACAGCAACUACAUCCCCUGUCACUGUGACUUUUCCCUUUUCCCUCGCUCCAAUUAUUCAGAAUCAGCGACAGUUUUCUUACCCGAAUCCGAGUGACCCGGCAAGGCAGACACAGAUGAUCUCCUUCGGUCCUCAAGUGCCAUUCUUAAACGCACAGCAACAUCAACAGCAACAGCAACAGCUGCUGCAGUACUGGAGAGACAUUCUGAAUCUGAGCCCGAGCGGAAGAAUGAUGAUGCUGAACAUGCUAAGACAAGAAGGUGAUCUGCCACUUGCACUGCAACUGGGGAGGGCCCCCAUCCAACCCUUCAGCGCCACCAAGCUGUACAGAGGGGUCAGACAACGGCACUGGGGGAAAUGGGUCGCCGAGAUCCGUAUGCCAAGAAACAGGACACGUCUCUGGCUCGGCACCUUCGAUACAGCAGAGCAAGCCGCCAUGGCCUACGACCGGGAGGCCUUCAAGCUGAGGGGGGAGACCGCCAGGCUUAAUUUCCCGGAGCUUUUUCUGAAUAAGCAAGAGUCGAUUCCGGUGCAUGGGAAACAGUACGAUACGCCAGAGGCCAGUGAGGAGACGAGGGAGAAUGAUUCGAGUGUGACAGUGGAUGAGGUGAGUGAGGAGACGGGGUGGGCUGAGGCAUGGUUCAAUGCCAUUCCAGAGGAGUGGGGACCUGGAAGCCCUCUCUGGGAUGAUUACCACUUUCCCAUUUCUUCUUAUAACCACAAGGAGAAGGGAAAUGAUACGGAAAAGGAGAAAACAGUGAAGAAAGAUGAAAUUUGUCUUCCAAAUUAG